AUGUCGACAUCGCCGAAAUCGGCGUCGAUAACGGACACCGAAGAGGACGAGAUGCCGCCGUCGAACAUCCCGUGGUACACGUUCACCGACGAUGAUAAGCACGAUCUCGAGCACUCGUGGAAGAUCAUCGAGCCGAAGAAGAAUCAAAUCGCGUGCGACAUCUAUGAGAUGAUUUUCAAUCAGUGCCCCGAAGUUCGUCGACUCUUCCCGAAGCUCAAGUUUGUCAACUCGAAACCCGAUCGGAAGAGCAACGAGUUCACGUUUCAAGCGAUGCGAUUCAUGCAGGUGAUCGAAGGCGCCGUUCGAGCAUUGGAUAAUCUGCCGUCGCUCGAUAUAAUUCUUGACAAUCUGGGACGAAGACAUGGCAAAUUGGAGGUUAACGGCAAAUUUCGAUCAUACUAUUGGUCGACAUUUUUGGAAUGCUGCAUCUUCAAUAUUCGAUUGAAUUUGUCGAAGAAAAUGAACUCGUUGGAAGUGGACCGAAUAAUUAUUUUGUGGAGGUGCCUUCUUCGGGAUGUGAUGAAGAAAAUCAAGGCCGGCACCACCGCGGACAUCGCUCAGCGAAUGCUUCAGAUGAGCAUCGAAGAAUCGCGCAUGUUCUCGCUGCCCGCCAUCCAUAAGGAAUCGAACGCUUCAUCGGCAGAUGUAAGCUUUUCGUUUGAAACCGUCGACUUGAAGAAUGGUCGCGUUUUAGUCGAGUUUAUAGGCGAUUAA
Molecule: messenger RNA, 714 nt
Organism: Caenorhabditis bovis
Lineage: Eukaryota; Metazoa; Nematoda; Chromadorea; Rhabditida; Rhabditidae
Source: the annotation of a GenBank genome assembly